Messenger RNA from Sinocyclocheilus grahami, 1078 nucleotides. RefSeq names its product nucleotide exchange factor SIL1-like. The transcript is spliced from 6 exons. The record is from RefSeq and is a predicted model, not a curated record. Gene Ontology annotation, cellular component: endoplasmic reticulum. The coding region runs from base 290 to 1048 and encodes 252 amino acids. NCBI's taxonomy places the organism in Eukaryota, Metazoa, Chordata, Actinopteri, Cypriniformes, Cyprinidae. Gene Ontology annotation, molecular function: adenyl-nucleotide exchange factor activity.
GCAUUUGUCUGAUUGGUUCACGUAUUCCGUCCAGAUGGACUACGGAAAUGCACGUGCCGGUUUCUAGUUGUUUCUUUUUGGAUGGUGCAGGCGUUAAACUCCGCAUGUUAACAACUUCAAUAAAACGGGCAAAUCCAGGAUGAGUUAAUUUAAUAACCGAAUAUCGUUAAAGUCUGGGAAUGGAUUUUGGUAUCGGCUGGUAUCCUGGCAAUGGAUGACCUAUGAUUGUUUAUCAUAUUAUUUUUCAUAAUUCAUCUGCACGCAUAUUGCAAUUUCUUUGUCCAAGAUAAUGAUAACCAGACGUAUUAUACAAAAGAAGUGGCGACUUGGACUGUCAAUCGCCCUCUGGCUCGUCAGUCUUCAUCUCAUAUGUGCCCACAGUGUGAAGUCACCAACAGCCCUGUCUAUCAAAGAAGGCUCUGAUGAUCAUAGCCAGGGUGAAGAGACACUGCUAGAGGAUGAGGAUUCUGAAGAUCUGGAGGUGUUUAGACCUACAGACAAGUGGCAAACUCUAAAACCAGGUCAAGCAAUUCCAGCAGGCUCUCAUGUCCGAUUGAAUAUUCAGACGGGCCAAAGAGAGGUCAAGUUGGGAGAGGAGGAAGGUCUCAAAUACCGGAGAGAUGGAAAUAGGCAAGGGAUGAACACACACAACCCCUCAUUCACAGCUGAGGAGUUGAAAGAGGCUUUGAAAAAGUAUAAAGAAGGAAUGGAUGAUCCUGUGGACACAACACAAGACGAAGAUGCAGUGAGGGCCCAAUUUCGCCCCAUCGAAGAGCUGAAAAAAGACAUGGAGGCACUUGACAUGCUAAUGGAAACAGAUGUUCAAGUUAUGAUGAGGCUUUUAAACCAGUUAAAUAAUACUAACAGCUCAACCGAGGAGAAAGUCACAGCUCUUCUUGACUUGGAGUACCUUGUGCAUCAGGUAGAUAAUGGCCAGAAUUUGGUGUCCAUGGGAGGAAUGCAACUGGUUAUAAAUGCUUUAAACAGUACAGACAUUCAUCUCCAGAAGAGUGCUGCGUUUGUUCUUGGAUCUGCUGUUUCAAGGUAAGUGGUAUUUUCUUCAUCAAAACCACUGCUU